Molecule: messenger RNA, 1266 nt
Organism: Nerophis lumbriciformis (worm pipefish)
Lineage: Eukaryota; Metazoa; Chordata; Actinopteri; Syngnathiformes; Syngnathidae
Source: RefSeq, a predicted model, not a curated record
AUGAGUCCAGCCUUUUUACCGGAAGAUCACAAGUUGGCAUUCUCGCUUGUCCUGCUCUUUCACGUCCCCUUCGUAUGCUUAUCCCAAUCAACAGGAAACAUUAGUAAUGAGACGACAAACAAUGACUUAUCGAAUUCCACUGCACAGAAGGCUGUUCCAGGCUGCCGUCCAGGACUAGAUCCUCUCUAUCGAUACCUGUGUGACCGCAGAGCCAUGUGGGGCAUCAUCCUAGAGACUCUGGCCUCAUCUGGUUUCCUCUUCACUAUGUUCCUCCUUCUCGGCCUCCUCCUCUGGUCCCUGUGGAUCUGCGUCUCCUUACGACAACAGCGUAGCAGCAUAGGGAGCAUAGUAGCUUGCAUGAGCAUGUUUUUGUUGGCUACAGGUGGCAUCUUUGCUAUCACCUUCUCCUUCAUCAUCCAGCUCAGCCCUCAGACGUGCCCCACAAGGAUCUUCCUCUUCAGCGUCUUCUUCUCCUUGGGCUUCUCUUGCUUGUUGGCUCGAUGCCUGGCUUUGAUAGGCUUCGCGGCCGCUCGAGGUUGGGGUGAGCCCGCCAUGGCUUUGGGACUUUUCAUCAUUCAGGUGAUCAUCUCCACCGAGUGGCUCAUACUGGUCAUGGUGCGGGAUAAGAAGCCCUGCGAGUACAGCCAAGAGGAGUUUGUCAUGUUGCAGAUCUACGUCCUGUGCCUCCUGGCUAUCAGCUUGAUUCUGUCAAUGCACUUCCUCUGUCGCUCCUGCGUCACGUACAACUACAGGUACGCGGGGGCAUUUCAUCAGCAGAGCCGGCAACAGGCCGUGCUCCUCUUCCUCACGCUCCUGCUCUCCGCCGGCAUCUGGGUGACAUGGAUCGCGAUGCUCACCAGAGGCAAUUCCAAGUUGAGCCGUCGGCCGCAGUGGGACGACCCGACGCUCGCCGUGGCCUUGGUGGCCAAUGGUUGGGUGUUGUUAAUGGGACACGGCUUGUCGCAAGUUGCCUUCCUGUGCAGGGGCGAGGCCAAAUCUAAGGAGAUCCCUCUGAGCUUUGCGGGCUGGACCAGUCCCAAUAAUGACAUGCCAGGGUUGAACAGUCCCAAGGCGGGAACAGAGAAUGGGAGCUUUGAGAAUGAGCCUGAUAAAAGAAAAGGCCGGAGAGUAGAUCCAACACUGCAAUCACCCUACGAGUCCGGAUUCUCCAUGACCGGAAUUGACCCCAAUAAGGAUUAUACCAUUCCUCGCCCACAGACCACCAACUAUGGGGAACCAUAUGAUGACUAUUAUGGACAAUUUUAG